Molecule: messenger RNA, 915 nt
Organism: Cynocephalus volans (Philippine flying lemur)
Lineage: Eukaryota; Metazoa; Chordata; Mammalia; Dermoptera; Cynocephalidae
Gene: SPMIP8
Product: sperm microtubule inner protein 8
Source: RefSeq, a predicted model, not a curated record
AUGGGCAUUGUCUCUACACAAAGUUCCUUUAGUCUCCUGCUGUCCAUAGGGCACUGGGUUCCAGCCCACCUCCUGUCUUCUUCUGCCUAUUGAGCAGUCAGAAGAGAAGAAAGUCCUUAUAAGCCUGUGCCCUGUGGAUGAGGUACCCCUUUGUACCUCUGCUCCCCAGCUAUGGCCCGCAUCAUCGACCUGGUGCCCUUGGACGAUGGCUCCACCCACGUGUACGCCUCUCCAGCCAUCCUGCUCCCGAUGGAGCGACAGUGCAACCAGUUGGCUGGAGUGAAGCGGCAGCUCUACCACCCGGCCCUGCCCACCCUGCGCCGCAUGGACAUGGACACUGUCAAGGCCUGCCUUUCCGACGAGCACUGCCGGUCCACCACCUACUGCCGCAAAGAUGAGUUUGACAAUGCCCACUUCACACUCCUCGGGAUCCCCAAUAAACCCUUGCAGUGCUUGGACAUCACAGCCACCGGCCGGAAGCUCGGAGACAGGUACCGCGAGGGAAAGCUGGCGCCCAUUGCACCAGGCAUCAACCGGGUGGACUGGCCCUGCUUCACGCGCGCCAUCGAAGACUGGUCCCACUUCGUGUCCUCGGCCGGGGAGUUCAAGCUGCCCUGCGCAAGCAAGAGGGUCGAGGGUUUUAGCGGCUACGCGGUGCGGUACUUGAAGCCGGAUGUGACCCAGAGCUGGCGAGACAAAGGUCUCCGGCAGGGAGUGCGGUGUGGGGCGUGGGCAGGGAGUCCGUGCUCCCCCGGCUCACGCCCCCAUCCCUGUGGCCCGUCCCAGUUCUGCCUCAACCAGAACCCCAGCCUGGACCGCUACGGACAGAAGCCCUUGCCUUUCGACUCCCUGAACGCUUUCCGACGCUUCGGCUCCCUCUACAGUCGUGUCAACUACCUGACCCCCUGGCAUUAA